Molecule: messenger RNA, 1268 nt
Organism: Coturnix japonica (Japanese quail)
Lineage: Eukaryota; Metazoa; Chordata; Aves; Galliformes; Phasianidae
Product: C-C motif chemokine 3-like
Biological process (GO): immune response
Cellular component (GO): extracellular region
Molecular function (GO): chemokine activity
Source: RefSeq, a predicted model, not a curated record
GGAAGAGAUUGUGUUGUGGUCAUUAUUCUCAUUUCCUUUUUGGGAAGGAUCUGGGGGUACAUAGGGUUAAGCAGAGUCCACAUGGGACCUGGGAAAGCCACCUGCAAGAGGGGCAAGAGGUGGGCACAGCUCUGGGUGCCAAACCUGAAAAGAGGGUUCUUCCCCUGCUCCUCAUCAGCCACCCCCAGACAAAAUUCAACUUGAGCUGCAUGGUUAAGCCCUGGUAACAUCUCACAUGCCAGGGCUGCCAUGAGGAGAUGCAAUGGCCAUGGCCACCACCUCAGAAAGCACCAUGGGCACAGCCAAAACCAUGGGCACUUGGCACUCAACCACAGAGUCUGGGGUGGGCUGGCAUGAGCCUGGAUGCAGUCGAUGCCAACCCAGUCACUUCAAUAAAGAACUGCAAGAGCAGCAUCACAGUCAGGAUGAGUUUUGAACAUAAACUCACCCAGGUCUUCAGUGAGCAUGACUAUCAUCCUGUGUGGUUUGUCGGUGGCAGCAGCUGAACCCAAAAUAGACUGCAGGCUGCUACGCAUCACAGCAGCACAGGGCUGCGCUCACCAGACUUUCCAGCACCACAGGUUGGGUGUGAAAAGGGGCUGGAACAGCACCGACCAGGGAGAGGAAUUUCCAUUCCCCAAAUGCCCUUUAGUAAUAGUGACAAGUGGUUCUUCCCCCGGGGAGAGUCCAGAGCUGUCAUGGAAAUCCUAGCCAGGGUCUAUAUAAUGCCGAGGUACAGGCAGGUAGCACUCAGCAGCACCAAACCAGCAAGAGCUACUGGUUCCUGGAGCUGACAGCCACCCAGAUUGGACAUGAAGGUCUUCUCCUUGACCAUGGUCAUUCUGCUGCUGGCUGCUGCCUGGACUGAGAGCUGGGGCAAGUCCUUCCGCAGCUCCUACAGCUCCUGCUGCUACAAGAACAUGUUCAUCCAGAGGGAAAUCAACACCUCGCUCAUCCGCAGCUACCGGGAAACACCUCCAAACUGCUCCCGCAGAGCCAUUAUUGUGGAGCUGAAGAAGGGGAGGAAGUUCUGCGUGGACCCUGCAGAGGGCUGGUUCCAGCAGUACCUGCAGGGAAAGAAGCUGAGCAACGCCUCGACGUGAGCUGCCACCAGCACCAGCUCUAUUUCUCUGUACCCUGCAGUGCCCUUUUGGUACCUGUGAUGUCUUGUUAACUUAUGGAACCAGCUCUGCCUUGUCCCCAUCUGCCCCACUUCACACUACUGUACAUCUCUACUGGGAUUGAAUAAAGCUACUUGCUCUGAACUA